CCUUCCCCCCCCCCCCCCCCCCCCAUUUUUCUCCUAAUCCGCUUCCUUCCUCAUUCUUUCUUUAUUCAACCGUCUUCAUCUUCUCCUUAAAAAUUUCUCUUUAUAUUGCUCUUUUCCCUGGCUCCGUUUUUCUUCUCUUCAACUCAUCGUACCUCGCUUUCGGCCCUGACGGCGCGGCUUCGACUUUUAUCUUAUUUCACAUUAGAUCUAUACACGACAUAAGUCUCGGACUAGGCUCUUAAUUGCUCACCCCGAUUCUGGUUAUGCCGUUGUAACUAUACCAUAUUCAUUUCCUAUUCUACCCCGUCUUCAACUCCGCCUGUGAUCACGAGAGAUCCCAGCAGGACGAAACGUGCGUCUUGCUACUUUGUUGUUACCCCGGAACCCUCCCUAGCUCCCUCAAAUUUCCCAUGGCAAAGUCCCCUUGGAGUGGUAUGCCAGCUCAAUCUUCCUGUCCCAAAAUGUCCGAUCUUCUCACCCCUUCCGCUGCCAUUGACUUUAUCAAAGACGACAAACAAGGAGAAAAUGGAUACCUCGCUAGUGGCUUCGAAAGCGGACCAAGCCGCCCACCCACGCCACAUGGAGCUGGACUACCAGAAAACUUCGCUGAAGUCGUCAAAGGCGUAUACAGAAGCAGUUUUCCUCUACCAGUGCAUCUCGACUCUAUUUCCCGGCUUAAUCUUAAGACCAUUAUAACUCUAGUUGAUGAAGAGUGGUCUCACGACUAUGGUGAAUUCAUCCAAGAAAAUGGAAUUAAAUCCUAUGUCAUCCCGAUUUUGGCGAACAAAAACCCACUGGUCUUCACUCCAUACGAGACUGUUAUUGAAGUGCUAAUGCUUAUUUUGAACCCAAUGAAUCAUCCUGUGUUAAUUCACUGCAACAAAGGCAAGCACCGAACCGGAUGCGUUAUCGCCUGCUUUCGCAGAGUUCAAGGGUGGUCUCUCAUGGCUGCCCUCCAGGAAUACCAGAAACACUCUACACCUAAGUCACGUGUACUGGACCGAAAUUACAUUGAGGGGUUCGACCCAAAUUCCCUCUCUGACCUUGUUGAGAAAGUGGGUGCUCGGAAAUGGCUUCCAACAAUUAUUCCAGUCGACAACAUCGGGAAAGACAGGCGCGAAAUAUCGCAAAUCAGCCAUGACGAAGAUCAAAUUCCAAAGGCUGAGAGUGCGCCUCCUAGCCACUUCAAUACAAGUUUAGAGGAGCUCCACAGGAUCAACUCCAUCUGAAAUAUGCACGGAUUUAUAUUACUUCCUUCAAAUCACCCAUCUCCGGCGGUAUGGAGGAUGUUAAUAUCUUACGAACAAUUCGCCUUUUUCCAUGGACAGAGUCCAUUUUUCCAUUCGAUAGCAGGGCGUUUCCGGAUAAGGACCAUCACACCAAUAAAACCCACGGCGUUUUGUUUUCUUGAUUCAUUCAUUUCAUCACUACCGGGAUUAUUAUAGACAGUUCGGCUUGGGUUCCGGGGUAAGGUACGGAUGCGGAAAAUGGGGCCGCGAGACUGCGGUACAGAAUAUGAAGUAAACUAAAAUAAACUCGACAUUGAAAACCCGGGGCGUUAAAGGAUGGGCGGUUCGCAGAGAUCGAAUUUACCGCGCUUUGGCAGCUGCGGACUUUGUUUCGUUUCUACUUUCCUUUUUUUUUUUUUUUUUUUUUUUUU
Blastomyces dermatitidis ER-3 is the source of this 1660-nucleotide messenger RNA. Its product is annotated as tyrosine phosphatase. The transcript has 4 exons. Gene Ontology annotation, biological process: protein dephosphorylation. The record is from RefSeq and is a predicted model, not a curated record. NCBI's taxonomy places the organism in Eukaryota, Fungi, Ascomycota, Eurotiomycetes, Onygenales, Ajellomycetaceae. Gene Ontology annotation, cellular component: cytoplasm. The coding region runs from base 411 to 1229 and encodes 272 amino acids. Gene Ontology annotation, molecular function: phosphatase activity; inositol diphosphate tetrakisphosphate diphosphatase activity.